Messenger RNA from Boeremia exigua, 1338 nucleotides. RefSeq names its product 2,3-dihydroxybenzoic acid decarboxylase. Gene Ontology annotation, cellular component: cytosol; cytoplasm. Lineage: Eukaryota; Fungi; Ascomycota; Dothideomycetes; Pleosporales; Didymellaceae. The transcript is spliced from 2 exons. Gene Ontology annotation, biological process: secondary metabolic process. Gene Ontology annotation, molecular function: hydrolase activity; carboxy-lyase activity. The record is from RefSeq and is a predicted model, not a curated record. Bases 269 to 1294 code for a protein of 341 amino acids.
AUUUCAACCUCACGAAUGCAUGCAAAACUAUCUGAAACGAGCAAGAAGAGGGGAAGCCCCGGGAAACGCACCCAACGCGCUCCUUCUAGCUUCGAAUGACGACCCGCGCCGCCUUGGUCAGCAUACUCCGCACAAUGCAUAAGUAUCUCUCCUGUUGAUUCUCCCAUAUGAUCUAGUACUCCGGAAGUCUGUAUCUGUCUUAUGAUAUUGUUCCUCUCCUGUCACACCACAACAUUGACAUCCUAAAGUAUCACAAUUAGCACCCACGAUGCUCGGGAAAAUUAUUCUGGAAGAGGCGUUUGCCUUACCUCGCCUAGAGGAGAAAACAAAAUGGUGGGCUGGCAUGUUCAGCACAGACGCAGAGAAGCAUACGCAGGAGAUCCAGGAUCUGACUGAUAUUCGCUUGAAGUUUGCGGAUCAAUACGGAGUUGGAUAUACGAUACUUUCGUACACUGCUCCAGGUGUCCAAGAUAUCUUUGAUCCCAAGGAAGCCCAAGCGCUGGCUGUUGAAAUCAAUGACUAUGUCGCCGAACAAAUCAAGCCAUUUCCCGACAGGUUGGGUGCCUUUGCCACACUCUCUAUGCACGAUCCAAAGGAAGCUGCAGAGGAGUUGCGACGGACAGUGACAAAGUAUGGCUUCAAGGGUGCAUUGGUAAACGAUACACAGAGGGCUGGAGCUGACGGCGAGGAUUACAUCUUCUACGACCAACCGGAAUGGGACGUUUUCUGGGAGACGCUCACAGAUCUCGAUGUGCCCUUGUACUUGCAUCCACGCAAUCCAACGGGAAUAGUCUUCGAGAAGCUCUGGAAGGACCGCCAGUGGCUCAUUGGCCCGCCUUUAUCGUUUGCUGUCGGCGUGAGCCUUCAUGCGCUUGGUAUGGUCACAAACGGAGUUUUCGAUCGCCAUCCGAAAGCUCAAGUUAUUCUCGGGCAUCUCGGUGAGCAUAUUCCGUUCGACAUGUGGCGGAUCAACCACUGGUUUGAAGAUCGUAAGAAGCUCCUCAAGCCUGGGCUAGAGUGCAAGAAAACGAUUCGCGAGUACUUCAACGAGAACUUUUGGAUUACGACUUCCGGCCACUUCUCCACAACAACGCUCAACUUCGUCAAGGACGAAGUCAGUGCUGAUCGAAUCUUGUUUUCAGUAGACUAUCCUUUCGAGACUUUCGAGGAUGGCUGCACCUGGUUCGAUAACGCAGAGAUGAAUACCGGGGAUCGCCUGAAGAUUGGGAGAGAGAAUGCCAAGGGCCUGUUCAAACUUGAGGAAUACAAAGAUUCAAGUGCGAAGGUAAUCUAGAUAGAUCAAAGCAUGAAGACAAGUUGAAGCUCACAUCAGAGUGU